Molecule: messenger RNA, 5868 nt
Organism: Struthio camelus australis
Lineage: Eukaryota; Metazoa; Chordata; Aves; Struthioniformes; Struthionidae
Source: RefSeq, a predicted model, not a curated record
GAAUGUUAAGAAAGCUUUUACACUGAAGUGCUUCCCCUUGUGUCUCUUGUAGGAAACAGAGAUGAAGGUACACAUGCACACAAAAUUUUGCAUCAUUUGUUUGCUGACAUUUAUCUUUCAUCAGUGCAAUCACUGCCAUGAGGAGGGACACAACCAUGGUCCUGAAGAGGAACAUGUACACUACCAUAAUGACUAUCAGAUCUCACAGGCAUCCUAUUUCCAGAAUGGAGGAACAGAAUCUAUGCCGAGUAAAUUUUCAGCGUUGGAAGCUGAAAAUGAACAAAAAUACUACAUUGAAAAGAUUUUUGAUCGUUAUGGUGAAAAUGGAAGAUUAUCUUUUUUUGGUCUGGAAAAACUCUUAAUAAGCCUUGGUUUAGGAGAGGUAAAAGUAGUGGUGAUAAAUCAUGAUGAUAUUGGCCAUGAUCAUGUUUCCCACUUAUAUGCUUUAGAAGUACAGGAAGGAAAGCAUGCUCACUCUCAUAACCAUCCUCAUUUUCAUAGCCACCCAGAUUCUGAAAACCAAACCAUGAUUGGUAUGGCUGCAAAGAGAAAUCGUAAAUGUGACCUUGAGAGAGACACAACAGUGUCAUCGGUAAAAUCUGAUGGUAAACAUGUUCGCGACCAGAGUCGCCAUCACCAUCAUCAUUAUCCUCAUCUACAUCAUCAUCUUGACCGUAACGGUACGCAUCAUUCUCACAAUGAUUCAGUUAGUCAUAGUGAACAUGGAGAACAGAACCACGAACCUUCAACAGAAACAAAUACAACACAGGAUCAGCCUGAAAGAAAACAACGCAAACAGAAGAAGAGACGAAAAGGAAAGAAAAUCAGUGGGACUUCAGUAGAUACUGCACAAGAUUAUGCUCCAGAUCAUGAUUCAGGUGAUCAGUAUGAGCACAAUCAUGUUCAUAAACAUGAUCAUGUACACGAUACAUCUCACUUGCAUGUACACCUUCAUGAACACGGUAACGAUCAUUCUCCUAGUCAUGGACGUCAAGAUUCCAGUCUAGGCAAUGAGGAUGGCCAUCAUCACACCAGCAAGCGAGAAGCACCGCACAAGCAGAUUAGCGUAAGAAAACAUGCAAUUUUUUCAACGCGUAGUCACAAGGAUCAUAAUGAAGAUGAACGUGAUCGUGAAGAGUGCUUAAAUGUUACCCAGCUGCUACGGUACUAUGGUCUGGAAACCAGCUCUCCAAUAUCUCCUGAACUGUUUAUAUACAUGUGUCCUGCUCUGCUAUACCAGAUUGAGAGAAGGCUUUGUAUUGUACACUAUGAUGAGCUUGAAGAUUUUAUGAAAAAUAAAAAUGUAUCAGUUGAGAGUAAAGAUAAAACAGGUGCCUCAGCCUGGUUUUGUGGUAUCAUCUCUAUCACCGUCAUUAGCCUGCUUUCCUUGCUAGGUGUGAUCUUGAUUCCCAUCAUUAACCAAUGGUGCUUCAAAUUUCUUCUAACUUUCUUGGUAGCUCUGGCUGUAGGAACAAUGAGUGGAGACGCACUACUCCAUCUGUUGCCACACUCACAUGGAGGCCACAACCACAGUCACCAUCAUGGCCAAGGUCACAUUCAUGAGCACAAGCAUUCUCAUCGACAUGCCCAUGGACAUGGAAUAGGGACUGAAGGCUUUCUAGAAGAAAAUGAUCCGGUGUUGAAAGGUCUUGUUGCUCUUGGAGGCAUUUAUGUUUUGUUCAUCAUUGAACAUUGUAUAAGAAUGUACAAGCAUUACAAUAAACAAAAGAAUAAGCAGAAAUGGUGCAAGAAAAAACCGACUGAAGAAUCACCAAUUGGAAGGAAACUUUCAGAUCACAAAUUAAAUAAUAGACCAGAUGCCGACUGGCUUCAGCUCAAACCACUUGCAGGAGCAGACGACUCAGUUUUAUCUGAAGAUCGACUUAAUGAAACUGAACUAACUGAUUUAGAUGGCCAGCUGGAAUCUCCUCCCAAAAACUUCUUGUCUGUAGAAGAGGACAACAAUAUGCACCGUUCUCACAAUGAUGUUUCACACACUGCUCAAGAGCAUGAUCCCCAUGAUUCAGAAUACGACAGCCAUGGUGAAGAUAAAAUGACAGCUAGAAAAUACAGUCACCACUGGCAUCACAAACAUUCCCAUCAUUCCCAUGGCCAUUGUCAUUCGGGAAAAGACCUGAAAGAUACCGGGAUAGCUAAUAUCGCUUGGAUGGUAAUUAUGGGAGAUGGCAUUCACAACUUCAGUGAUGGCUUAGCAAUAGGAGCAGCUUUUAGUGCUGGACUGACAGGAGGAAUUAGUACAUCUAUAGCAGUAUUUUGUCAUGAGCUUCCCCAUGAAUUAGGUGAUUUUGCUGUGCUUCUUAAAGCAGGUAUGACAGUCAAGCAAGCCAUUGUGUACAACCUCCUGUCUGCCAUGAUGGCUUACAUAGGGAUGCUGAUAGGCACAGCUGUGGGACAGUAUGCUAAUAACAUCACCUUGUGGAUCUUUGCAAUCACUGCAGGCAUGUUCCUCUAUGUGGCAUUGGUUGAUAUGCUUCCAGAAAUGCUUCAUGGAGAUGGAGAUAAUGAAGAGCAUGGUUAUUGUCCUGUGGGGCAGUUCAUUCUUCAGAAUCUAGGCCUGCUUCUUGGAUUUGCCAUCAUGCUGGUGAUUGCCCUCUACGAAGAUAAAAUUGUGCUCGACAUCCAGUUUUGACCAUCUCUGGUAAUCACUGUGGUUACAAUGAUGUUACUGUAUGGCUUUGAGUCUGCACUGUUUCACUGUAUGCACAUUGCUCAGAGGAAAAGCAGCAGCUUGCACUACUUACACAAGUACAGUAUAUUCAUUUCUGUGUAGAUUACCUUCGGCUUUUUUUCUAAUUAAAAUUGGAUAUGAUGACCCAAAGCAUCCUCUAAAGUCAAGUGACAGACAAUUAGGAAAUACUGAAUGUGAGAAAUGGGUUCAGUGUGCUAUACAGGAAGCACUGCUUGCUUGAGAAAAGAAAAGAAAAAGUACAGUGAAGUAUCUACUCUUUUGGGAUACUAUCCUUUCAUACUACAUUUGAACAGAACCCAGAAAAUCUUAGAGCUAAAAUUCAUACCUCUUGCAAAGAACCGGAGUAAGCUUUUAAUGCCGCAUAAGGCUUAAGUAGUGCAUAUAUAUAUUUUUAUAUAUAUAUAUAUAUAUAUUCUGUGCUGAUUCCUCUGCAUAGUAGUGACAAGUAUUAAAUCUUACAACACCACAUGACUGGAAACCAUUGUGCUGGUUUAAAUUACAAAUAAAAUCCUAAACACCAUUUAAAUUGUUUAACUACACAUUAAGCUGCACUCCCUCAUUGUAAACUUCAUGUGUAAGAAGGCAGGCUGUUGCAAUGUACACUGCGAAGAGCUGUGUUCUGUCGAGGAUCAGUUUGACAAUGUUUUCUUGACUAAGAUUUAUUUGAUGUUUGUUCCUUGAUAUUAGUAGGAAAAUGCAAAACGCAGUAGAAUUAGUGUUAGCUUGGAGAAAUCCCUGUUGUCCGAGUUAUUGAGGUAUUUCUGGUUCUUUUUUACAGAUGCUAAACAUGUAUUGUAUGCCACUUGCAACCUAAACUACUGAGGAAUUUGUGGCUGUGAAUUUGUGCAAACUCUCUUUUAACAGAGAGUCCAUAUGGGAAUUUCUCCAUUUUUAACAGUUAUUUUGGGAUGUUUCUUUCCUUUUAUGUUAAAACACUCUAAAGUGCAAGAUGCUCUAGUUACUGAACCUGGGCACGAAGGUUAAAUUAUGCUCUUGUGUAUGUAGUUCUGGUGGGUUAUUUACAAUACUGUACUAUCAGAUCAAAAAUCAGUUUCUGCAAUGCCUUGGUAUUUGCCAUUGUGGCACUGGCCAUUUCUGGCAGUAGACAGUAUGUAGGAAGAUUUCUACUUCCAGCAUAAAGCAGUUCAUUUCUACAAUAUUUUUUUACAAUUUUGGUAUUUAAAUUAGAUUAUUAAAAAGCAGAUGUAAUAGAUCCAUGGUGCGUGUAAUUUGGAAGGACAGAUGGAAAAUUUGGGCCUUAACUUGCUGGGAUCAGCUGUCCUGGAUUGGAAUGUGCUGAGAUGCUUGUAUUGCCAUCUUGUACCCAUCUCCCUUAAAAAAUUGUGAGUUUGUGAGGAGUGCAAGUUGACUCUCUAGUACCAGUCCUGAGCAUGGGAGUAGCCUUUUUUAAAACAUACAGUUUGUCGUCCUUUAUGUGUAUGCCAGGUAAGCUGUAUUUUGACGAUGUGCCGUUUUGUUUCAGUCUGCUUGGCGCCAGUGUAGCUGCUAAAAAACAUACCGAUCCUAACGCCUUUAACAAGAGCCAGUUGGUAUCUUCAUUCCAUUUCAAGUUUGUGUGUGUUUCCUGUGGCCCUUUUUGCUUUUUGAAGCUUCAGGUGAUAAUUUAAUUUAGUUUGUACUAAGAGCAGCUCAUACAUUUUAAAGGUAUCAAUUGGUUCUUGCCAGUAUUUAUUUCUUCCUAACGCAGUAUCAAGAAACAGUAUUAAAGGUCCAUUUCAAAGAAGGGUGCAGUUUCUUCAGUGAAGAAGCCAAAAGCCCAUGGUCCAGUUAUGCAGUCAUUUGAUGCUCUGAACUUAGUGGGGGGGAGGGAGGGGUUUGUUUUUUGUUUUUUAAACAGGUGUACUAUUGGACCCUAAUUAGCAAAUACACUGUUGGUUGUUUCAGAUGAAUUUCUGCAGUGCAAAGAUCCUGGGUGACGUUUUUUUUCAUAGAGCCCAAGUUAGGUCCCCAGGUGCAAUUUUCAGAGACUUAAGUAACUGGAUACCUUCUGAGGAUCUGAGCUGAAACAACCUAGGUUGCUUAUGUGUUAGAGUGACCUUUAACUUUAAUGUUGUGAAUUCUGUCAAGUAUAAGGGGGGGUCGUUAUGCGGCUGAAUUGAUAUUUUGUCAAAUCAUUUUUUUGUUAUUUCUUUUAAUUCUUUUCAAAUGAAGAUCUCACUAUUUCAGGCAGUAUAUUUACUUUUGUAUUAGUUGAAAUGCAGUUAUAGCUUAAUACACUGCCUCUAUAGGAAAAUAGUUAACCUCCUCCCAAGAUCAUCUUCAGACAAGGGAAAAACAUGGUCAGUGAAGGUAGGUACUGCAUUUCUCAUAUUAAAUAUGAGGUUUUUUCCCUUUUUAUUUUUCUAGUAUUUAUUACAAGCUAUGGAGAGCAGUGUAACAGCUGUGGUUUCUAUAGGUUUCCACCAGUAUUGAGUUCCAAGUCAUUUUAACGUACAAUUUUAGGUCACGUUACAGACAAUCUGAAUUCCACUGCAUUUCUAGGUGGCUUCAACAUUCCGUUCUGCUUGAAUCCAGAGUCUCAUUUAACUGAUACGUAUUUGUUGGAGGGCAUAAAUGUUACUUGUAUAUUACAAUGCUGUCACUGUGUGACAUCCCAUAUGAAUUUUUGAUGUAGAUCACAUUGCACUCAAUCAGCUGUGAUUAUGCUUAGAAAAUAUUGUAGUAGAUGCAGUGUGAUUUUUUCCCCCCCCCCCACCCCACCCCACCCCACCCCAAUAACAAUUGAGUCUAUGGUUUUAAAAUGUGAUUAUGGUCCUAUAAGAUACUUGCUGAGCUAUGAGUCUUUUUGUUAUAACUAAAUCAUUUUUAAAAAUUUUAUAAAGCUGGAAAUGAUCAAAUGCUGUUUUGUUCAUUGUCAACAGUGUUGUGUUCAUUUUAUGUAUGUUCCUUAUUUAUAAGGAGCCUUCAGAAAAUAAAAUUAUUCAAGGAGCAGAUAUUCUGGUUGGCUUUUAUAAGGUUUUAUUGUACACCGUUAUGUUUUAGUGUAUUCUUUCAAAUCUCAUGAAAGGCACAAAUGCAGCAUUGUAAACAAACUCCUUUUAUAUGUUGAUUCUCUUUUUUAAGUGAUAUUUAAGCAUUGACAUGCAUCCCUUAUAAGUGAACUGGAAAGUGAGCCUCAAUAAAUUGUGGUAAAAUCA